CACAGCCUUGUUUUUCUGACCUGUCGCUUCACCUGAGGAAGGUGAAGGUGUGCUUGUGAUUAUUUGAUGUACAAUAAAAGUUAACUUGAACUUUGAAUAAAAUUCGAUCUGCAACGUCGAAUGAUAUAGACAUUUUGUGAUAUUUUUAUCAGUUAAGGUCAAAUAGCUAAUAAAAUGCAGUUAAAAGUGUGUUUUAUAGUUUUACUUUGUUCAUUAGUUAAGUCUAGCACGGAAACGUUACAAACUGUAAGCGAUGAUGAUCUCCUGGAACUAAUACGAGAGAAGGAAAAGCUCAUUGUUAUAUUUAGUAAGCCAAACUGUGAUAAAUGUGUAGAGUUUGAAUCGCAUUUAGACAAUUUACAAGAUGACUUCAAAAAGCAUUUGAAUGCUGUAUCUGUUAAGGCGACAAACAGCCAUCUUGCGAGGUUGUAUAACCCAGCAAAGGAACCGGCUUUGGUCUUCUUCAGACAUGGAGUGCCUUUAUUAUUUAAUGGAGAGCCAGAUGAAAAUGAAAUAUAUGGUUUUUUUGAGAAAAACCAAGCGCCAGCAGUCAAAGAGCUCACAGAUAAAAUAUUUGAACACAUAACUCAGGCAGCAACAGGAGCCACAACCGGUGACUGGUUUGUCAUGUUCUAUGGAGCAUCCUGCGUCGAAUGUCAAAGACUGCACGCUGUAUGGGAGAGUGUUGGCGCCACUUUGAAGGGCCGAAUAAACGUCGCACGGAUGGACGCGAACUUGGCCGGUUUGAACACGGCAAAGCGAUUCCGGGUCACUAAGCUGCCGAGUUUCUUAUUCUUCCGUCUUGGUAAAGUCUACUGGUUUGAUUUACCUAUGAAAGAUGUAAAAUCAUUCAUCACCUUCGCACAAGAUUGGUAUAAGAAUUCUAAAGGAGAACCUGUGCCACUAUUAGCGUCGCCAUUUGAUGAGCUUGUUGAUUGGUGUGUGGAAAUGAUUAAGUGGAGUGUGGCCUUUGGACUGGAUAUCCUGGCUAAGCACCCUUGGAUCUGGCAGAUAGGGGUCGCAGGAUUUGGUCUAGUGGCUAUAACUGCCAUCAUUGCUCUCUUGAAAGCCGGCCGAACAAGACCUGCUAAAGACCCCAAGAAAGAUAAGAAAAGUAAAUAGUAAAAUAUUUGUUUUAUAUACUUUUUUACGCAUUUAUAUUAUCAUAAUUUUUAUAUACUUGCAUUUACUUAAUUUUGAUGUGAAUAAGAAAUGGUGAAAUUGGGUCUCAAUGAAGAUAAAACUUAUUUAUAUACUUACAUUAUAUUUAAUUAUUAGAUUGGUAAUGUUGCAGAUAUUUUUAUUUA
Molecule: messenger RNA, 1307 nt
Organism: Trichoplusia ni (cabbage looper)
Lineage: Eukaryota; Metazoa; Arthropoda; Insecta; Lepidoptera; Noctuidae
Product: thioredoxin domain-containing protein
Exons: 6
Coding region: 175-1122 (315 amino acids)
Source: RefSeq, a predicted model, not a curated record